AUGAUCUUCUCGAGGUUAGCAGUGCUCCUAGUGGGUGUUGCAGUGUCAGUACAGGGCCAUGCAAUUGAGAUCGAGUCGAGAGCCUCUGGCAAAUUUCGCCCCAACCCUACCAACGGCCACUGGGUCGAUGCGUGGGCAUCGAUGCCUCAGCUCACAGAGCCAGCAAAUUUGCCGCCUGCUCCAUUCAAUCAAACAGGCGCUGUCUUUGUCAACUCUACGAUCCGACAAACUUUGUACAUGACCACCUCAGCCCACCAAAUUCGCCUCAAAUUCUCCAACGUCUUUGGCGGUUCGAACCUUCCCAUCACCGCCGUCACGGUUGCCCUCCCUGUGAACCAAACCGCCGGUAUCUACCAAGUCCAACCCCAAACUGUUCAAAAGGUUACCUUUGGAGGAAAAGAUGGCAUCAGUGUACCGAACGGUGCCCUCGCAGUGUCCGACCCGAUAAAUUUUAAGAUCAAGGCACAGCAGAUCGUUACCGUAACCAUGUACCUUGCAAGCGGACAGACGACAAACAGCAUCACCAGCCAUCCUGGCUCCAGAACCACAAGUUGGUGGCAAUUCGGCAACGCAGUCUCCUCAGCUAGUCUCGACAUCAGCAACUCUACCACACAGUCCGCAGCACAUUGGUACUUUCUUUCCUCCAUCGAAGCCUGGGUUGAACCGCGUGUUGGCUCCCUGCUCAUUGUUGGCGACUCUAUCACUGACGGCCGUGGAUCCACAACCAAUCAAAACAACAGAUGGCCCGACCUGCUCCUUGCGCGCCUUCAAAAGAACCCCUUAACCAAGUACAUUUCCGCGGGUAACCUGGCUGCAGGUGGAAACCGUAUCUUAGCAGACGGUCUCGGCCCCAAUGCGUUCGGCCGUAUUGAUCGCGACGUCCUGGCGCAUCCUGGUGUAAAGUAUGCCAUGAUCUUCGAGGGUGUAAAUGAUAUCGGAAGUGCACCUACAACACCCGAAGCGCAAGAGCAGAUUUAUCAAGGACUGAUUCAGGCGUACGAGCAGAUGGUCACCCUUAUUCACGCCCACGGCAUCCCUGUUUUCGGCGCUACUAUCACACCUUUCUCUGCACCAGCCAAUUUCACUCAACAACCUUACUCUGAUCCUGAGCGCGAGAAGACACGUCAGCGGGUCAAUACUUUCAUCCGCACCUCCGGUGUUUUUGAUGCUGUCGUUGACUUUGAUAAGUUCCUGGCCGAUCCCACAAUACCGAGUCAACUCAACCCAUUGUAUGAUUCUGGAGAUUAUCUUCAUCCUAAUCCUGCCGGAUACCAGUACAUUGCGGAUAAAUUCCCCAUUCAAAUUUUUGGCAUGUGGGCGAAUGGUGCGGAUGAGUUCAGUUGGGGCAUGUAA
Molecule: messenger RNA, 1353 nt
Organism: Alternaria burnsii
Lineage: Eukaryota; Fungi; Ascomycota; Dothideomycetes; Pleosporales; Pleosporaceae
Product: sgnh hydrolase
Exons: 2
Coding region: 1-1353 (450 amino acids)
Source: RefSeq, a predicted model, not a curated record